Trifolium pratense (red clover) is the source of this 1982-nucleotide messenger RNA. RefSeq names its product cyclin-D4-1-like. NCBI's taxonomy places the organism in Eukaryota, Viridiplantae, Streptophyta, Magnoliopsida, Fabales, Fabaceae. Gene Ontology annotation, cellular component: nucleus; cytoplasm; cyclin-dependent protein kinase holoenzyme complex. The transcript is spliced from 6 exons. Gene Ontology annotation, biological process: mitotic cell cycle phase transition; regulation of cyclin-dependent protein serine/threonine kinase activity. Gene Ontology annotation, molecular function: cyclin-dependent protein serine/threonine kinase regulator activity. The record is from RefSeq and is a predicted model, not a curated record. The coding region runs from base 383 to 1504 and encodes 373 amino acids.
UAGUAGUAACUCUCCUUUUUUGUUUUAUACAAACAUACGCAACGAUCCACAUUGUACAGACCCAUCUCUCUGUCCUCAACCCCACUCACCUUUUACCCUAAUAAGAGGCGUUCCUUCAUUUCCUUCAUAAGUUCCCAAACCAGACACACUCACUCACCGAGUGGACACAAACAUCAUCAUCAUAAUCAAAAAACAACAACAAAAGACUCUGUCUUUCUAUUCUUCUCUUGUUCUUAUUUCAAAACCCAGAUUGUCAUUUUUUUUUAAUUAUUAUUAUUAUUAAUAAAAAAUAAAGACAGACCCAAAUCUCUAAUCUUUAAAAAGGUUUCAUUUUUGUGAAAUUCAAGUGAAAAAAGUUGUUGGGUUAUUGAGAUAAGAUAUAAUGGCACCAAGUUUUGACUGUGUUAAUAGUCUUCUUUGUACUGAGGAAGAUAGCAGUGUUUUUGAUGAUGGUGAAUAUGGUGGCGGUGUUGAUUCGAUGGUGGAGGUUUAUGAGGAUUCGUGGCGUCCUAGGUUGGACAACAAUCAGAGGAAUCAACAGCAACAAGGAUUUGGUGAUGUUCCUGAUGAGUUGCCAUUACAGAGUGAAGAGUGUUUGGUUCUGAUGUUGGAAAAAGAGUUUCAACAAUGGCCUGGUGUUGAUUACUUGAAUAGAUUGCAAUCUGGGGUUUUGGAUGUUGGGGCAAGAUAUGAAGCCAUCGAUUGGAUUCAAAAGGUUCAAGCAUAUUUUGGUUUCGGUCCUCUAUGUGCCUAUCUGUCCAUUAAUUAUAUGGAUCGUUUCCUUGCUGGGUAUGAAUUACCGAAGGGAAGGGCUUGGACAAUGCAAUUGUUGGCUGUAGCCUGCAUUUCUUUGGCAGCGAAAGUAGAGGAGACCAGUGUUCCUAUGACUCUUGAUUUGCAAAUUGGUGAGUCUAAGUUUGUAUUUGAAGCGAAAACCAUUCAGAGAAUGGAACUUCUAGUGCUAAGCACAUUGAAGUGGAGAAUGCAAUCAAUAACUCCUUUUUCCUUCAUUGAAUAUUUCCUUUCUAAGAUUACCGAUAAUGACGAUAAGAGUUCAUUAACGUCUUCAAUUUCGCAAUCUACUCAACUUAUAUCAAAUACCAUUAAAGGUAUUGACUUCUUGGAAUUCAAACCAUCUGAAAUUGCAGCAGCAGUGGCUACAUGUGUUGUUGGGGAAACCCAAGCAAUUGAUACCAACAAAUCAAUUUCUACUCUGAUUCAAUACAUAGAAAAGGAGAGAUUAAUGAAAUGUAUUGAAAAAGUCCAAGAGAUGUUGUCAAUGAACAGUGUUGUGACAGGCAAGGAUUUAAGUGCUUCAUCUUCUGUCCCUAAUGUGCCACAAAGCCCAAUAGGUGUGUUGGAUACAUUAUGCUUCAGCCAGAAAAGUGAUGACACAAAUGUUGGUGUUGGUGUUGGUGGUGGUGGUGGUGGUUCAUGUUCAACUUCACAUAUCAGUAGCCCAGAUGCUAAGAGAAGAAAGCUAAACAAAACUUGUGGGACAUAGAAGCCUUUGUAGUUAUGUGGCAUGAGAAUUUUACCAUAUUCCAUAAGGUUUACUUUUCCCAAAAAAGGACAUUAUGUGUGUUUUAUGGAAGGUGUAGUGUCCCCUCAAGUUCAAUACCAGAAAAAAAGGAAGGAAUAGAUAGUAGCUAGAAAUAAUUUUAUAAAAAAAAAAUAUAAAUAUAUAUAUAUUUAAGAAUCUAAUGCAAAGUGUACCAAAAAAACUAUAAGGUGGGUCAUGAGUGGAAGAUGGGUGAUGAAAAUGGGCAUUGCAUGCUAUUGGCAUGAAGUGAAUUAAUUAAAUCACCAGCUGUUAAUUCAUAGCGUAUUAUUUAUGUAAGUAGAAGAGUCUUGUAUUGUUUCAAUUGUUCUAUAUAUUUUAAUUUUGAUAUUCAGUAUAUGAAUAGACCUUACAAAAGUGAGAAUUAUUAUCAAGUAGUAUAUUGCGGGAAAUAUUUUAUUAAUUUUGUGUCCUUCUAUAG